AUGGCAUAUCUCCAAUCGCCGCUGCGCUCGCUGUGUAGCCUUCUUUUCUUCCUUGCCUGUGCAGAGGCGCUGAAAUUCGACAUCGAGGCCAAGAGUGCAGGGGAUAGGAGUCGUGAGCGAUGCAUACGGAAUUUCGUUGCGAAGGAUACGCUGGUCGUUGUGACGGCUACUGUGGAUGGGUAUAAGGGCGAUGGCAUGAAGGUGGAUAUGCAUAUCAAAGAUGCUGUUGGAAACGAGUAUGGGCGACCAAAGGAUGUAGUGGGAGAGCAGAGAAUGGCUUUCACUUCCCACGCAGAUGCCUCAUUUGACGUCUGCUUCCAGAACCACUUCACUGGCUCCAAAGGAGUUUCACAACCCUACCGCCACGUAGAACUCGACAUCGACAUCGGCGCAGACGCCAAAGAUUGGUCCGCCGUCCAAGCCACCGAGAAGCUCAAGCCCGUCGAGACGGAAUUACGGCGCAUUGAGGAAAUGGUGCAGGAGAUUGUCGCUGAGAUGGACUACCUGCGGAGCCGAGAGCAGAAGCUCAGGGACACCAAUGAGAGCACGAAUAACCGGGUCAAGUGGUUUGCUUUUGGGACUAUGGGAAUGUUGGUCGCGUUGGGAGCGUGGCAGGUUGUUUAUUUGAGGGCGUAUUUCAGGUCAAAGCAUCUCAUAUAG
Molecule: messenger RNA, 660 nt
Organism: Lachnellula hyalina
Lineage: Eukaryota; Fungi; Ascomycota; Leotiomycetes; Helotiales; Lachnaceae
Gene: ERV25
Product: Endoplasmic reticulum vesicle protein
Exons: 4
Coding region: 1-660 (219 amino acids)
Biological process (GO): endoplasmic reticulum to Golgi vesicle-mediated transport; intracellular protein transport; Golgi organization
Cellular component (GO): Golgi apparatus; endoplasmic reticulum; endoplasmic reticulum-Golgi intermediate compartment
Source: RefSeq, a predicted model, not a curated record